CCCCCUGUUCGUUCAGUCAGUCAGUCAAUCGGUCGGUGGUCGCUAGGCGGCUGGCUCGGCUCCGUUCAGUACGUUACGCGGUCCGGUCUGCGGUUUUUAUUCUCUCUAUUUGUGACAGACCACGUGGAAUCUCUUCCAGUCAUGCCGGACCGCAGACCCUUCGAGCGGCUCCCCGCGGACGUGAGGCCCGUCAACUAUGGGCUCUGUCUCAAGCCCGAUCUCAUAGACUUCACCUUCGAGGGGAAACUGGAGGCCGCUGUGGAGGUGACGAAUGCCACGAAUCAGAUUGUUAUGAACUGUGCCGACAUAGACAUUAUCACUGCCUCGUAUGUGCCAGAAGGAGAUGAAGAGAUUCAUGCCACAGGUUUUAACUAUCAGAAUGAAGAUGAGAAAGUCACACUGUCCUUCCCUAGUACUUUGCAAAAGGGUACCGGGAUGCUGAAGAUUGACUUUGUUGGGGAGCUGAAUGAUAAAAUGAAAGGGUUCUAUCGCAGCAAAUAUGCCACAGCAUCUGGAGAAACGCGCUAUGCUGCAGUCACUCAGUUUGAGGCCACAGAUGCACGAAGAGCUUUUCCUUGUUGGGAUGAACCAGCUAUCAAGGCAACCUUUGACGUCAUUUUGAUUGUCCCCAAAGAUCGAGUAGCUUUGUCAAACAUGAACCUAGUUGAGCGUAAGCCAUACCCUGAUGAUGAGAGCCUGGUGGAAGUGAAAUUUGCACGCACCCCUGUAAUGUCUACCUAUCUCGUGGCCUUUGUGGUAGGGGAGUAUGACUUUGUAGAGACACGAUCUGCCGAUGGAAUUCUGGUUCGGGUUUAUACGCCAGUUGGAAAAGCAGAGCAAGGAAAAUUCGCCUUAGAGGUUGCUGCUAAAACUCUGCCUUUCUAUAAGGAUUACUUCAAUGUUCCCUACCCUCUUCCCAAGAUUGACCUCAUCGCGAUUGCAGACUUUGCAGCUGGAGCCAUGGAAAACUGGGGCUUGGUCACCUACAGGGAGACAGCUUUGCUAAUCGAUCCUAAGAACUCAUGCUCUUCCUCUCGCCAGUGGGUGGCACUGGUUGUGGGCCAUGAACUGGCACACCAGUGGUUUGGAAACCUAGUUACUAUGGAAUGGUGGACCCACUUGUGGCUAAAUGAAGGUUUUGCAUCGUGGAUUGAAUACCUCUGUGUAGACCAUUGCUUCCCAGAAUAUGAUAUAUGGACCCAAUUUGUCUCAGCUGAUUAUACUCGCGCUCAAGAACUGGAUGCACUGGAAAAUAGCCACCCCAUCGAGGUCAAUGUGGGCCAUCCCUCUGAAGUGGAUGAAAUAUUUGAUGCCAUAUCCUACAGCAAGGGAGCAUCUGUUAUCCGUAUGCUGCAUGAUUACAUCGGAGAUGAGGACUUCCGAAAAGGCAUGAACCAAUACCUCACCAAAUUCCAGGAAAAGAAUGCUGCUACAGAGGACCUAUGGGAGUCACUUGAGCAAGCCAGUGGGAAGCCGAUUGCUGCAGUAAUGAGUACGUGGACCAAGCAGAUGGGUUUCCCAUUGAUCUAUGUGGAAUCAGAGCAGAAAGACGACACACGAAUAUUAAAGCUGUCUCAAAGGAAGUUCUGUGCCAGUGGGCCGCAUAAUGGUGAGGAGAGUCCCCUUUGGAUGGUACCGAUCAGCAUCUGCACCAGUGAAUCGCCAGCGUCGGCUAAAUUGAGAUUUCUUAUGGACAAGCCAGAGAUGACUGUUGUUCUAGAAGGUGUGACCUCAGACCAGUGGGUUAAGUUAAAUCCAGGGACUGUUGGUUUCUACCGCACCCAGUACAGCCCUUCUAUGCUGGAAAGUUUGUUGCCUGGUAUUAGAGAUCUGUCCCUUCAGCCUGUGGACAGGCUAGGCCUGCAGAAUGAUCUGUUUUCCUUGGCGCGCGCAGGCAUCAUCAGCACGGUUGAAGUCCUUAAAGUGAUGGAGGCCUUUGUGAAUGAACCUAAUUACACUGUAUGGAGCGACUUGAGCUGUAAUCUAGGGAUCCUGUCCACACUCUUAUCUCACACAGAGUUCCAUGAGGAGAUUCAAGGUUUCAUCAGAGAUGUCUUCUCACCGAUUGGACAACGCUUAGGCUGGGAUCCUAAGUCUGGAGAGGGACACUUGGAUGCACUGUUGAGGGGGCUAGUAUUAGGAAAGCUGGGAAAGGCUGGCCAUAAACCUACUCUGGAAGAAGCACGACGUAGAUUUAAGGACCAUGUAGAUGGAAAGAACACGCUCAGUGCCGACCUUAGGAGUCCGGUUUAUGUGACUGUUCUGAAGCAUGGGGACACCGCAACUUUGGACACGAUGAUGAAGCUACACAAGCAAGCCGACAUGCAGGAGGAAAAGAAUCGAAUUGAGAGGGUUCUUGGAGCCAUUUCUCCCACAGAGUUGAUCCAGAAGGUGUUAACCUUCUCGCUUUCGGAUGAUGUACGUCCACAGGACACAGUGUCUGUAAUCGGAGGAGUCGCUGGAGCCAGCAAGCAAGGAAGAAAGUCUGCAUGGAACUUUGUGAAGGACAACUGGGAGGAAUUGUAUAACCGGUACCAAGGCGGCUUCCUUAUCUCACGACUUAUAAAACUUUCUGUGGAUGGGUUUGCUAGUGAUAAGAUGGCUGCAGAAAUCAAGGCAUUCUUUGAUGCUCACCCAGCGCCCUCUGCUGAACGUACAGUGCAACAGUGCUGUGAAAAUAUCCUACUGAAUGCUGCUUGGCUGAAGAGGGACGCAGAUGCCAUGCAUCAGUAUCUACUGCUGCGCAAGUCACCUUCCUCUACGGUGUGAUUGUGCGCAGUGGUUCCCAUCUGCCUGCUCUCUCACUGCCCCAACAGGCUAAACCCUAGGCCCCCUGCUAUGGGAGGCUAUGUACCCGUCCUCCCUCAUCCCUCAACACCCUUUCCACCCAUUGGGAAGCUGGUGCAAAACAAGAAAAAGAAAGCUCCCAUAUGAUCCUUGCUCAGUCCCCAAACAAUUCCUUAGGGAUUUUAUUCAAUUGCUCAGUCAAAUCUGUAUAUAUGAUAGAAGUAGCGUCAAGCUGCUAUCAGUGAAUCUCCCAGAUGCCCUUUCUGUGGCUAUUCUGCCCGAGAGUAGACAGGGGAAAAGAAUGUUACUAUUGCCUCCUGUGAGGUAGAGGUACCAAACACCAGUGUAGAGGGUUAUCUUUAAGGGGGCCGCAACCUGACGAGUUAUUACAGAGCGUGCAUUAGCCAAGGCCAUUAACGGAAGGUGGCUGGGUUUAGAUGGAACUUUUUUUUUUUUUUUUAUCUCCUUUAUUUUCUGGUGAGGGCUUUUCACUUCAUGUUUGGUCCUAUAUUACCUCGUGUAUUUUCCCACAUCAGAAAGUUGUACUUGUUGGCUGCCUGUUGUCUGUUCUAACAUAUACCCCUUGUACUGGAAGGAGUAUUUAAUCAGGGGUUGUGUGCCCUCACACUAAUCUCCUGCCCAGCACCCUGUCCUUCUGUGGCCUGGGUGCAGUACUGGAGAGGCUUGCAUUGUGGAGGUCUGUCUAGUACUGUACUUGAUAAGCAUAUCUAUACUGUAGACUUCUUACCUGUGCUAGAAAGAAUAAGGUGCAGGUGCUGUACUCGCGUUCUUGACGUUUUCUUCCCCUUUUUCCUCCCCCCAGUCCCUAGUUAAUUUCUAGGUUAUACCCACAUUCUGGGUUUGUUCAGUCUAAUGGCAUAGUGGCAGGGCCGUGGGCCUUGGUUCUGAGAUUUGCUUACCUGAGUCUUCUUUUGUGCUAUUGUUUUAAAACAAAAAAGGAGUAAUAAAAAACUGAAAAAUGAUAAAAACAAAAAAAAAAAGUUGGCGUUAAUAAAGACAAACUGUGAGUGUGUAAUAA
Hyla sarda is the source of this 3826-nucleotide messenger RNA. It is a transcript of the gene NPEPPS, whose product is annotated as aminopeptidase puromycin sensitive. The record is from RefSeq and is a predicted model, not a curated record. Gene Ontology annotation, molecular function: zinc ion binding; peptide binding; metalloaminopeptidase activity. Gene Ontology annotation, biological process: proteolysis; peptide catabolic process. The coding region runs from base 142 to 2769 and encodes 875 amino acids. Gene Ontology annotation, cellular component: cytoplasm. The transcript has 23 exons. Lineage: Eukaryota; Metazoa; Chordata; Amphibia; Anura; Hylidae.